Emericellopsis cladophorae is the source of this 2301-nucleotide messenger RNA. RefSeq lists its product as uncharacterized. The transcript has a single exon. Gene Ontology annotation, molecular function: DNA-directed DNA polymerase activity; DNA binding. Gene Ontology annotation, biological process: double-strand break repair via nonhomologous end joining. NCBI's taxonomy places the organism in Eukaryota, Fungi, Ascomycota, Sordariomycetes, Hypocreales, Bionectriaceae. Bases 1 to 2301 code for a protein of 766 amino acids. The record is from RefSeq and is a predicted model, not a curated record. Gene Ontology annotation, cellular component: nucleus.
AUGACAAUGGACGUCACUAUCUCCCUUGCCGAUAAGCGGCACCUGUUCGAGAACCUGGAACCACCCCCAGACGAUGCACUGAGCCCAGAGGAAAUCUCGCUGCGCCGUGAUUGCAAUGGCUUCUUCAAACCCCGGCCGAAACGACCAUCACCCCCGACGUCGGCGAGGGCACCGCCGCACACGACACCCAGAAGAGUCUCAUCGGCGCCCCAGACACUGAAGCAGGGCGACUCCUCCAAGGUCAUCCAAAACACACCUGCGAGCGUCUACGUACGCAAGGGAGUGCUUCACAACCUGCUCCAAGGCACGGAAUCCGACGACACGACCACCGCCAUCCCCGCGUCGACCCGUCGUCUCCAACGCAGCGAGACGGCGCCGCUUCCACUGCCGAAACGAAUGACGAGUGAGAAUGAGACCGAGACACCGACAGCCACGAAGCGGCGGCGACGAAAGGCCAGCGACGUGCCACCGAGACCAGCGACUGAGCAGGUCUUCCAGGGCCUGGUCUUUUACUAUGUCCCCAACAACGACAUUGCCCCCGCGCGGAGGAUGAGGAUGGCCAAGGCCAAGGCAUGCGGUGCGACCAGGACAGAGUUUGCUUCCGGGGCCACGCACUUCAUCGUGGACAAGGCGCUCACGUUUCAAGAUGUAGAGGCUGACCUGGCCACGGCGGCACGAGGGGCGGCUGUCGUGAAUGAGGACUGGCCGCUGGACUGCAUGCAGUUCAAGUCCGUUCUGGAUGUCGGGCAGAAGAAGUACUUGCUGCGCGGGCAGCCGGAUGCCCAGCCGCCCACAGCUGAACCAGCAGCAGCAGCACCGCCGCCGAGAUCGGAGGAAUUGUCACGGUCGCUGCAGCUGAAGCCGCCGCAGAGGAACCCGAAGAAGUGGGAUUACGUUCCGCCCAGAGGGACGCCCGGGAGGAGCGAAGAGUCUUCCCUGGAAGCCGGGCCGCGCGGUGGCGAGUCGCAGCCUGUGGUCCUCGACCUGAGCGCCAUGGCGGAACCGACACCGUCCCGGGAUGCCAAGGGCGACGAGUUGUCCAGUGUCAUCGACUUGAUGCAAGAGUAUAGAGAACUCCCACUCGAUGCCGAAGAGCACGACGACGAAGACGCGCGCUCCAACGCCGGGACAGUCGAAGACUUACCAAGCGCAGACGAAGAGGCGGGCUCGGAGGUGGAACGCAGCCGCCAAACACAUCGUCCCGCAUCCCGAGGCAAGAAGAUGCGCUUCGAGGAGCGGUUCGCGUGCAAUCAAGCCACGGCGCAGGACGCUCGCCCCGACAACCCCAACGCCAGGACGAUGGAGGUGCUGCAGCAGAUGGCGGGCUACUACGACCGCAUCAACGACAACUGGCGCACCGUGGCCUACCGGAAGGCCAUCAGCACCCUGAAGCGGCAGGACGUGCGCAUCACCACGGAGCAGGAGGCGCUCCGGCUGCCGGGCGUCGGUCCACGGCUGGCGCAGACGAUUGAGGAGGUUGUCACGACGGACCGUCUUCGACGGCUCGAGUACGCGGAGGAUGAGCCCAUGGGCAAGGUGCUGCGGCUGUUCAUGGGCAUCUACGGUGUUGGCAACAAGCAGGCACAACAGUGGAUCGCGCAGGGGUUCCGGACGCUGGACGAUCUGAAGAGGGACGCCAGGCUGUCCGCCAACCAGCUCGUGGGCAUAGAGCGGUAUGACGACCUGCAGCAGCGCAUACCGAGACACGAGGUGGAAGCACUCGGCAGCAUUGUGAAGAAGACCGCCGCAGGGAUCGACGGGGCCGUGGAGAUUAUCAUCGGGGGCAGCUAUCGGCGCGGGUCCCAGACGUCGGGCGACAUUGACAUUGUGGUAACCAAGCCCGGCACGGAGCUGUCUGGCGACCUGGUGCCGUUCCUCGACACGCUCACGAGGACCCUCGAGGCGAGCGGGUUCCUGGUGGCGUGCCUGGCCUCGUCGCGGUCCGCCGAGGGCAGCAAGUGGCACGGGUGCUGCGUGCUGCCAUCGUCGUCGUCGCCGUCAUCGUCGUCGACAGAACAACGUCACCUUUGGCGACGCAUUGACUUCCUGCUGGUGCCAGAGACGGAGCUGGGCGCGGCGCUCCUCUACUUUACGGGCAACGACAUUUUCAACCGCAGCAUGCGCCUGCUCGCCAGCAGAAAGGGGAUGCGCCUGAAUCAGCGCGGUCUCUACAGGAAUGUGCUGCGCGGUGCCGCGAGGGCCAGGGUGACAGAGGGGGAGCUCGUCGAGGGGCGGGACGAGAGGAGGAUCUUUGCGCUUCUGGGUGUCCAGUGGCGCGAGCCGCACGAACGGUGGUGCUAG